This is a messenger RNA of Caenorhabditis sp. 36 PRJEB53466, 1530 nucleotides long. Lineage: Eukaryota; Metazoa; Nematoda; Chromadorea; Rhabditida; Rhabditidae. The record is from the annotation of a GenBank genome assembly.
AUGUUGGCGGCCAACUUGAUGAUCAAACCCUACGAGCUUGGCGUCAGGAACGUCGAACCAUCGGGAACACUGUUGAAACAAUGGUGGACUGGGAACUCAUCCGAGUAUAUUGUGCUUGGCUUACAGGUAAGUGCACCACUAUAGGCCAAUAAAUGUUCGGAAAAGGGGCGCCAGGACACUGAAACCUGCUUCUUCAUCCUGGCCGGAUUCCUGAAGUGGCAUUACACAGCCUCAAUGGUCAACGUCCUUCUGGCCCUGUCAAUAGAACGCUUAUUCGCCUGCUACUACAUCAGUGAUUACGAGAAAAAGUCAAGGAAUUGCAUACUCAUCGGAAUAAUGAUCGGUUGGCACGUCUUCAGUCUCUUCACCGCCAUAGUAUGUUAUUCUAACGUCGUCAGCUAUUCGACGAUGGUCAUUCUUUGCAGUUUUCCCAAUCUUGCAGCAUUGGCGGUUAGUUUUCUUGACAAUUGUCCACAAACUUUCAAGAAUUACUGUACUUUCCGAAAACUUCCUGUCUAGUACAUUGUUUUUGUAACGAACGUAUCAUAGCGGUGAUAGUAGACGAUUCGGAAUUUUGGAACAACUUUUAAGAGCUCAGGGUGGUAGAAAAAGUGAUUAGCUCUAAAAAUGUAGUAGUGGACUUCAAUUCAAGAGAGUUGAUUCAGAGUUGAGCGGAAGAACACGGAAGAAUUUUUUAUCUUUUUUAGAAAAUUUUUUCAUGGAAUGUGAUCAACUGACGAAAUGUUGAGCAAAGUGAACUCUGCUCAUAGAAAAAUAAUUGUAAAUUUAACUUUUUAUACAAAAAAGUUAUGUCCUUCCGUCUUCCGUUAGCCCCUUUUUUUCAUGGAACAACUCGAUUAACUUUUUUGUAUGAAAAGCUAAAUUUACAAUUAUUUUUCAAUGAGCAGAGUUCACUUUGCUCUACAUUUCGUCAGUUGAUCACAUUCCGCUAAAAAAUUUUCUAAAAAAGAUAAAAAUUCUUCCGUGUUUGAGUUCUUCCGCUCAACUCUGCUACGUAUCCACUUAUUUCAGCUCUUCCUCUACGGCCGUCAGUUCAACUUGAAACUUAUCCGAAGCCAAGCAAUGUUUUUCACGCCCUACGCCCUGGCGGCUCGAUUUCAAGCGCAGGAGAACAUGAAAUGUUUCCGCAUGAUUCAAAAUGUGCUCAUCGUCGCCAUCCUCUUUGUUCUCUUCGACGCGCUGACCAAUCUGCUCAUUCUGUCCAACGCGGCUCCGUUCUUCGACACGCUCACCAAUUUUAUAAUCAAAAAUACCAGCAACACGUGAGUCGAGCACAUUCGAGACGUUUUGCUCGAUUCGAACAAUUGCAGGUGUCCAGCACUGUCCACUUCUGUGCUCGUUUAUUCGGUGAAAUCAUGGAGAAAGCAUUGUUUCGUCCAAGUGCUCAACGAAAAAAUCACAAUGAUCAUCGAGAAAAGACAGAGGAGACGGCGAGUCGGGAACACGUUCGACAGGAUCCACGCGGACACGGAUGCCUAUUUCGAACAACUUCACGCGGCCUGGAACUAA